AUGGCUGUGUCAUUGCCCUUCGAUACCCUGCUACAGAUAUUCUCUUACCUGCCAAAUGACGUGAUAUCGUGCGCGUGUGUCUGCCGAGACUGGCAAAUCGCCGCCGAGACAUUCACUUUCUCCAACAUCCACGUCAACUCGGCCAACGUCCACGACUUGCGUCGGAUAGUCUCGGCCUCUCCUUGCAACUGGCGGGCUCGAUAUGUCCGACACAUCUAUUUCAAGAUUAUUCUUCUGGAUUAUGAUGUCGCCGCCCGUGCCCAUUUGGAGAAUCAAGAGGAUCGUGAUGGCAAUAACAACGCCUUCACGCAAUCGAUAAGCUCUCUAUUCGAGAUCUUGAGCUCAUGGCCCUAUGACGAACGGUCCCAGGUCUCGCUGGAAAUCUAUGCUCGUUCCCCAAGUGAUUGGAGAGCAGAGCCAAACUGGAAAGAACGUCACACGCGGCACAGAACGGGCUGUCUAUUCCCAGAAAAGGACCUUCUAGACCUCCGGUAUCAAAGUUCCUAUCUGCAGCUAACGGAGGCGAAACACCUAUCUAAGCCCAAGUGUAUCACUGCAAUCGAUAUAAGUGGAUAUUAUCCCUAUCGCAAUAUCGCACCGGGGGCUGUAUCUGAGAUGAUCGCUCAUCUCCCCAGACUACAAUAUACCGAUGUCAAGCUUUCCGACAGUGAGGCAAUGGACACUCUGCUACGAGAUAGUCUUCGCGAUGAUUUUACUACAUCCAAUUGGUCAGCCACCCUGCGGCAUCUGGGCCUCGUAUAUGAGGCAAAGCCAAAUUUUACCGAUACUCCCCCGUCACCGCAGAGAUCAAAACCAGGCAAUGAUUGUCUUUGCCUUGCUUUGCAUCAGCUAUCACAGCAAUUGGAAACGCUCAGCUUAGACAAACUCAUGAUUGGGCCCGAAUUGUUCUGGCCAGAGGACGCGAAUAAAUCCGCACCUUAUUGGCCGAAUCUGACGAACUUGUUCAUGAGCUAUACAUUUGUUUCCACGUCCGGAGCCUGGUUCUUUGAACAGCGUCCCGAGUCGGAAGAUAGCCCUUCCCUUGGCUCUGGCUCGUCGGAUAUCUCAAACGGACUUCCCCGUUGGAGCUGGCUUCCAACUAAAUACCUGGAUAAAUUAUAUCUAGCUGCUGGACGCGCUGCUCAACAUAUGCCGCGACUUAAUGGAAUGGGGCUCGAGGCCAAAUUGCCUCAUGGGCUUCUCCAUGAUUUCGUCUACGUUGCAAACGUGGGCAGUGCACGGUGGUCAAUCGAUUCGAAGUUUGAUAUUUCGACAGAAGUUGAAGACACCUGGAACGCUGCAGCCCGGUCUCAUGGAAAUGAUCAGAUAUCCAUUGAGGUUACAAAUAGCGGUACUGUGGAUAGUGAUGAUGGUGAUAUUUAA
Molecule: messenger RNA, 1383 nt
Organism: Penicillium paradoxum
Lineage: Eukaryota; Fungi; Ascomycota; Eurotiomycetes; Eurotiales; Aspergillaceae
Exons: 2
Coding region: 1-1383 (460 amino acids)
Molecular function (GO): protein binding
Source: RefSeq, a predicted model, not a curated record